AUGCACAAGAUCCUGAAGAAGAAUCCAAAAAAGGGACGGGAUGACGCCCCAGCGGGACCGGCGAAGCCCUCGUCGACGUCCAAGGCAUCCGCCGCCCUGGCGCCGCGCUCCGCGGGCAGCUCCGCCGCGGGCGCGCGCUCCGAGCGGCCCAAGCGCCCGGACCUGACCGAAGCCUCCAUGGCGCGCGCCUACGCGGAGCCGCUGCCCUCCUUCCGCGACGUCCCCGCCGGCGAGCGGCAAGCCCUCUUUGUGCGCAAGCUCCACCUCUGCAGCUUCACCUUCGACUUCAACGAGGCCUCGAAGCACGUCCGCGAGAAGGAGAUGAAGCGCCAGGCCCUCCUCGAGCUCGUCGACUACGUCAACCCCUCGGGCGGCCAGGGCAAGUUCACCGAGGCCGUCACCGAGGACGUGGUGUUCAUGAUCUCGAGCAACCUGUUCCGCGCGCUCCCGGCGUCGCGCAACCAGAGCAUAGAGGUCGACUCGUACGACCCGGACGAGGAGGAGCCGGCGCUCGAGCCCGCGUGGCCGCACCUGCAGAUCGUAUACGAGUUCCUGCUGCGCUACGUGGUGAGCAACGACACGGACGCCAAGGUCGCGAAGCGCUACAUCGACCACUCGUUCGUCCUCAGCCUGCUCGAGCUGUUCGACUCGGAGGACCCGCGCGAGCGGGACUACCUGAAGACGAUCCUGCACCGCAUCUACGGCAAGUUCAUGGUCCACCGCCCCUUCAUCCGCCGGGCCAUCUACCACGUGUUCUACCGGUUCAUCUUCGAGACCGAGCGCCACAACGGCGUCGCGGAGCUCCUCGAGAUCCUCGGGUCCAUCAUCAACGGCUUCGCCCUGCCCCUCAAGGAGGAGCACAAGCAGUUUUUGCACAAGGCGCUCAUGCCGCUGCACAAGCCCAAGUGCGUGGCGAUGUACCACCAGCAGCUGGCGUACUGCGUGACGCAGUUCGUGGAGAAGGACGCGAAGCUCGCGUCGCCCGUCCUCCGCGCCCUGAUGCGCUUCUGGCCCGUCACCAACUCCCAGAAGGAAGUGCUCUUCCUGGGCGAGCUCGAGGAGAUCCUGGAGCUCACGCAGACGCCCGAGUUCGUCGAGGUCAUGCGCCCGCUGUUCCGGCAGGUCGCGCGCUGCCUCAACUCGUCGCACUUCCAGGUCGCCGAGCGCGCCCUCUUCCUGUGGAACAACGAGUACAUCGUGCACCUGGUGGCCUCAAACCGGCACGCCGUGCUGCCCGUGGUCUUCGCGGCGCUGGAGCGCAACGGCGAGCACUGGAACGCCGCGGUGCACUCGCUGACGAUCAACGUGCGCAAGAUGUUCCAGGAGAUGGACCAGCCGCUGUACGACGAGUGCGAGCGGCGGUACCAGGAGGAGAAGGCGCAGCAGGCGCGGAAGGAGCAGCAGCGGCUCGCGCGGUGGAAGGCCGUGGAGGAAGCGGCCGCGGGGUCGCGCAAGUGA
Pedinophyceae sp. YPF-701 is the source of this 1458-nucleotide messenger RNA. The record is from the annotation of a GenBank genome assembly. Lineage: Eukaryota; Viridiplantae; Chlorophyta; Pedinophyceae.